Molecule: messenger RNA, 867 nt
Organism: Paramecium pentaurelia
Lineage: Eukaryota; Ciliophora; Oligohymenophorea; Peniculida; Parameciidae
Source: the annotation of a GenBank genome assembly
UAUGAGUAUUAAAUUCGAUGGAUCAUAAAUUGGAAUUGAAAUCAAUCCCAUAAGUCACAAUUAUUCUAUAACAGUGGCACAAAUUUAUCUAUACACACAACAAUACUUACAAAAAAACUAACUAGAUAUUUCAAUGAUUUACUUAACAUUAGAUGGAUAAACAAUUUUAAACCCAUAAGAUAAUUCACCAAUAAAUUUUUAACCAGAAUCAACUGUUUUUAUAUUAUAAAGUUAACCAACAUUUUAGAUAUUUUUUGAAAAAAAUUAAAUAUUACAAUCAUAAUUGUAAAAUAUGCCUAUAGUUGAUGUAAUUUUCUAAUACUAUUGAAUAGGUGUUAAACUAUUUAUUAUAAUAAGGAUAGAUAAAAGGGUAGAAUUUCUAAGUUGAUUUUUAUGAAUUAAAUUACUAACCAUUAUAUAUAAACGUUGAUAUUAGCCAAAAUUUGUAUAAUUACAUAAAUUGUAAUUAAUAUGUGAUUAUAAAUAUUACAGCAAUUUAAUAAGAAUCAUAAAAAAUAGACUCAAAUUAAAAAGUAGCAUCUUUAAAAUAAAAGUAAUUAAUUAUAAUUAAUAAUUAGUGUUGGAGCCAAUGAACUUCUCUAAUCUUUGAUUUUACUUAAAAAUGUAAGUUUAUUGAUUGAUCCAAAUGGCUAAUUUGUUGUUUAUAAAUUCCAUUUCCCAACUUUGGUUUCUGGAUACCUUCAAAAAAGUUAAGGAAAAGAUCAAUCAAAUUUUUCACAAUUUAGUAGCAAUGAUUGUGAUUGGAUUAAAAAAAAUGAUGUUGAAUAUUGCUCAUUUGAUGAUUAUGGAUUUGCUGUUCGUUGGUAAGGUAGAACUAUUAGUUCUGUGAAAAUUAAAUAAUAAUGA